Messenger RNA from Schistosoma haematobium, 1987 nucleotides. RefSeq names its product KxDL motif-containing protein 1 (gene KXD1). Gene Ontology annotation, cellular component: BORC complex. Lineage: Eukaryota; Metazoa; Platyhelminthes; Trematoda; Strigeidida; Schistosomatidae. Bases 187 to 615 code for a protein of 142 amino acids. The record is from RefSeq and is a predicted model, not a curated record. Gene Ontology annotation, biological process: lysosome localization. The transcript is spliced from 7 exons.
CCCCUGCCAUUAGACGCGGAAGCCUGUUAAGUGAAAGCUUCUUCUAUUCCAUCCACAACCAUCUGAACCAUUUGGACUAAUAGAUGUUGGGCAGCAUAUUAUUUCGGCGCGCUAGUUAUUUGUUGUGCUACGUUGCUAGUUAUAGUAAGGUGACAACAGUCUGUCUACGGAUGUUCUGUGUAUAUAAUGUCAUCCUCUCAGUCGCCUAAUUUUUCUAUCGGAAAUUUGACCGAUUCUUCAGAGGCAGUAAAUAUAAUUGUUUUACAAGAAUCUAUGCUUACCAAGUUCGAAAAAACAAAUGAGAUGCUUCGAACGGUUUCUGAGCUUUCUGACGGAAGAUGUAGAAUACUGUUUACAGAAUUAACUGCUCAUACAAAGACAAUAACAUCACUAAAAAAGGAAAUGGAUGAUAUCUUCAAACGUAUCCGAUCCAUAAAAAAAUUAUUGUGUUCGAAUUUUCCAGAGGAUAUGGAAAGACUUCAUCAACAUUUCCGUAGUAGAGAUUCCGAUGAUAAUGAAGACUGUGAUGUUAUUCCGAAGGCGUUGCAGACAUCGGAUUGCGUAACAGUCUCUAAAACAAUGGAAACAGUCUGUGAGGACUCUUCUUUGGAAUAAAACAAACCAUAGAAAUGUUGAUAACUGUUUUUAUAUGAUUAUAAUAUCGUAUUUCAGUUUGUACUUUUAUUUAUUUAAAACAUUAAUAAGUGUUGUUAAUCAUUGGUUGUUUCUCUUUUCAGAAUGUUUUCUUGCCUACAGAUAAUCAAUGCCGUUUAUCAGGACUUCCAAUCCGCACAUACUUUACUAUCAUACUUAGUCUCGGAAAUUAAACAACUAGCAAAAAUUGAAGCUAGAGCAGUACGCGCUGUUCGUAUCGCUUUCGUCAUCCUAGCUUGUUUAUUGUACUUGUUGAUAGAGUGCAAUAUUAGUAAUAGCUUAACGUUGACAGCAUUUACACAUUUGUUGAUAUUCGACUUAUUAUCGGUUAUUGUCGCACUAAUAAGCUUUUGGACUAACAGAAAAAAAGCCUCCAUUGAAUCCUAUAGCUUGGGAUAUGAAAGAUUUGAAGUAGUUGCUGUUUUUGCUUCCACUAUCUUGGCUAUUCUCUUAUCGUUUUUCGAAAUAAAAGAGGCUGUCGAACGGAUAUUUGAACCUGCAGAGAUCUCUUCUAAUCAUAUGCUUACGCCUUGUUUAAUAGCAUUUGGUGUUCAUCUUCUUUCCGUUUAUGGAAUUGAUAAUAUGGCUUUUGCACAUGUUAUCCAAGCUUGUGGAUCAAGUUGGCUACAAGAGCAUACGACUGAUAUAAGCCGGACAAUUUGUCGAAUUAUUCCCGGGUUAUCACGUGUUCUUUUGCCACGAGUUAACCCAAUCUCACUGAUUGGUGUAAGUACAACUACAACUGUUUGUAUUGUUUACCUCAUAUUAAUCAAUAUGUCAAAAAAGUCACAACAUAUCAACUUUCCAGACCCUUUGCCUGAUACUUUGGGCGGAAUAAUAAUUUCCCUUAUGCUAUUUGGAACAAUGAUGCCUAUGAUGUUGUACAGUGGCCGGAUACUACUUCAAACAACACCCGCUCACUUGGUUAGCCCCUUAGAUAAAGCGCUUCGAGAAGCCUCUACAGUUGAUGGUGUUCUUGAGCUGCAAAAUGAGCACAUAUGGUCGAUUGGAUACAAGGACCUUGCAGGAAGUUUGUAUGUUCGUGUUCGCCGGGAUGCUAAUGAGCAGUUGGUUCUAGCACACGUAACCAACCGUCUUUCCAGCUUGGUGAAAUAUUUAACAAUACAGGUUUAUAAAGAUGACUGGACGCGAGCAACAAACUCGUUUAUCAUGAAUUGGUCACCCGCGAACAACGCGCUGUAUAAUCAGAACAUUCCUGGUACACAAGUUAGACCUGAUCUAAAGCAUAAUCUACCGUCAUCUUUACCUGCAUCAGCCUCACAUCACAAAACGCAGGAAGACAGUUAUCAGGAACCUCAAGUUAAUCCUAAUC